GCUCAAGCUGAAUCACUUCGUUACAAGCUAUUGGGUGGUCUUCCUGUUCGUAGGGCUGCUUAUGGUGUAUUAAGGUUUGUUAUGGAGAAUGGUGCUAAGGGUGUUGAGGUUACUGUAUCUGGUAAACUACGUGCCCAACGUGCUAAGGUUAUGAAGUUUGCUGAUGGUUAUCUCCUAUCUACUGGUACUCCUAAGGAGAUGUAUGUUGAUCAAGCUAUUCGUAAUGUCGAUAUGCGUCAGGGUAUUCUUGGUAUCAGAGUUAAGAUUAUGAUGGCUUAUGAUCCUGAGGGUAAGAGUGGUCCCAAGACUCGUCUACCUGAUGAUAUCACCAUUCAUGAGCCUAAGGAGGAUACCGUCUUCCCUAUCGAGGCUACUACCACCGAGGAGGAAGUGCCAGCAGCAGCAGCAGCUCCUGAGGCCGUUGUGGCUGAGGAGCAGCAACAGCCUGCUGCUGCUGUGGGGAUCACCGCUUAA
Messenger RNA from Perkinsus marinus ATCC 50983, 474 nucleotides. RefSeq names its product 40S ribosomal protein S3, putative. The annotation marks the transcript as partial. The transcript has a single exon. The record is from RefSeq and is a predicted model, not a curated record. Gene Ontology annotation, cellular component: nucleus; cytosolic small ribosomal subunit. Gene Ontology annotation, biological process: translation. Gene Ontology annotation, molecular function: structural constituent of ribosome. NCBI's taxonomy places the organism in Eukaryota, Perkinsozoa, Perkinsida, Perkinsidae.